GUGACUGGUCACGGCUCACGCCAGACCUCAUGCGCGAAAUCGGCGCGAAACGCCACCCAAACGACACAGCGCUCCUGCGCACGCUUAGCAAGGAUACGGCCACUGCAUUAGACUACUACAAAACAGGACACUGCAGCUGUAGAGACCAGGCAGUGCCUACGGUGUUGCGGAGCAGCCGUGGCCCUCGCUGUUCGCCUCACGCUGGAGCCAUCCCGAGCCAUGCAGCAGUUGUGGCAGUAGCAGUGGCAGUAUCGGCAGGGGCGGCGGCAGUAGCAGUUGCAAUGGCAGUGGCAGUGGCAGCAGGGGACCACUGUCGCAAGGGGCGUGUUGGGCAUGGUCGCCCCGUGUGGCACUCGACCCACAUGUAUGACUGGACCACCCUGCACGACUUCAUCCUGCCGGCCGCGCGGUCUGGUCACGAGGCUGUGGUGGGCUGCUGGCUGGUCCUGCGGGCGGGUCUGGUAGCCCGACCGGUGGCACCACACGCUGCAGGGUGGGUGGGUGGCGGCACGGGGUGCGGCACGUACCGUCGCGACCGAUUGACAGCUUUUCGGGCAGUAAACAACGCUCAGAUGAACCGGGGCUAUGCGCAUCUGGGCGCCGUGGCCCACGACCGGAGCUGGCGGGUGCGGGUGCGGGCGCAGGCGCAGGCGGCACCAGGCUGUGAGGAGGUGCGGCCGUGACGAGGGGGGCUGUGGUGGACGGCGGUGGUGAUGCCGACAUGUGGGGCACGAAAGAGUGGGGCGGUGUGCUGCAGUGCAUGGCUUUGUUGCGCUGUGGGUUGGUGAGUGGUGUAUAGGAACUGUGAGCUCUGUGCGCAGCUACCGGUAGUAGCUUUGGAGCCUUGCGGCUGUAGGGAUGGGGCUGCUCUGGUAAGUGGCGGUGGGGGCACACUGUCGGCGGCAUCAUGCCGUACGGUAUGUCAUGACAAGACGGGACAACCCGGUGGUGUCUUACGGUGUGGCACGUGUGUGGGAGCUGUGCCGGCUAGCCACAGGGGUGCUGGGCGGCUCGUGUGGGCGGGGAAGUGUGGGCUGGAUUUUGCCGGGGCAGGCGUGGACGGCGGGGUGGUUCCGAGAACCGACCCCAAGUGAUGGCAUGUCGAUUACAGCGUACAGGAAGAGUGGCGACCGUUGGGCGGUGGGGUGCACAGAGGAUACGGCAGGUUGGCACCCCAAGGAACCCCAGGCGAUACCCCACAUUUGGCGCUAGGGGGUGCCGACGGAAAUGUGUGCGCAGUGCGCUCACUGGGCAGUGAAGCCAAGCCAAGCCUAUGGUGCCAAUGAUUGGGUUGAACAGAUUGAACGGAUUGAAUGGCUGAACCAAGAGGCCAUAGCCCCAAUCCCCUGGUGGCUGCAGCGCCCGCCCUACGUACGGUUUGCUGCAGCCAUGUAGGGCCCAUUGCCAGAGGCCCAGAGCGACAGCCCUCUAGCCCAGGCCAGGCCCAGGCAAGCAAGGCCCACAGCAGGGGGGGGGGGGUAGUUUCGACUGGGAAAGGCCCCAUGUUCUAAAACGAAAGAGCUUGACGAGAGGACUCCAAAUCCACUUUCAGAGUUUCAAUCAGGGUAGUAAUUGCAAAGUUAUGGGCCCUCAAAGUUCAGGGUCGGUCGUCGGGGUCGGGGGUCCCCAAGGUUUCGUCACGCGGAUGUGGGUGGGACUGCCAGAUUUCGUCUCCGCGCCCUAAACGCCCCUCUAAACGCUCCGCCCAUUAGCACAAGCACUUGCACACAUUAGCACGCACACACUAAAGCAUUUGCAGAACGUUUGGCCUCUGGAAAGCGGCCGCAUGUCCGUCCACAUCGGCAUCGUAGUAGCAUAGAGCCCCACUCGAGCGUCCCUCACUGGUGUCAUGGAGACUAUGCGAACUGAUGCUAACUUGUAACGGCCAAGGCUU
Chlamydomonas reinhardtii is the source of this 1894-nucleotide messenger RNA. RefSeq lists its product as uncharacterized. The transcript is spliced from 3 exons. Lineage: Eukaryota; Viridiplantae; Chlorophyta; Chlorophyceae; Chlamydomonadales; Chlamydomonadaceae. The coding region runs from base 363 to 683 and encodes 106 amino acids. The record is from RefSeq and is a predicted model, not a curated record.